UAAUAUGAAACAGUAUAAAUUUUAUGCUACAGCAUUGCUCUGCUUUGCUCUAUCAGCAGACAUUUUAACUCGAGCUCUAAGUGAUGAAGAGUUCGAUGAAUUUGUGUCGGAAAUUGAAGACUUUAUUAAUGUUUCUUCAUCGAAUGUCUGGGCCACUAAUAAUGAUGACUACUUUUCGUCUGAAGAUGCAUCCUCAGUCGACUAUGGCACAUUUGACUUCAUAAUUGCCGGAGGUGGAACAGGGGGAGGAAUUUUAGCAAAUCGUCUGUCUGAGCAAGAAAGUUUUACGGUCCUACUGGUGGAAGCUGGAAAAGCCAGAGCAGCAAUUGUAGAUGUUUUGGGACUGAAUGGUUAUCUGGUGGCAUCCGAAUGGAACUGGGCAUAUAACACAACCAAGCAAACCACCGGUUGUUUAGGUUCUGUUGACCAACGUUGCGCUUUGACAAGUGGGAAAGGCUUGGGUGGUUCAAGCAGCAUAAAUGAAGGGUUUAAUGCCCGUGGUAACCACAAAGACUUUGAUCAAUGGGCAGAUCUAGGCGAUAUUGGGUGGUCUUUCGAAGACUGCCUUCCGUAUUUUAAGAAAAGCGAAAAUACAAAAUUUUCAGUAAGUGCUUCUGACAAACCUUACCAUGGAUUUGAUGGAAUGCAAAGUUUAAGUAUAGCUGAAGAUACUCCAAUAUUGACCGACGCCCUACUUAGUGCAUUUGAAGAACUUGGUAAUGCUUACGUAGAUUAUAAUGGCGAAACUCAAUAUGGAGUAGGUCGGCCUCAAUAUUAUUUGGAUAAAAAUACAAGAGCAACCACUGCACAUUCCUACAUAUUUCCGGCGUUAAACAGAACAAAUUUGAACGUUACUGUGGAAUCCCUAGUUACAAAAGUGAUUCUCUCCAAUAAAACGGCUACUGGAAUUGAAUUCUGGAAAAAUGGGACAAAAUACACGGCCACUGCUGGAAAAGAAGUGAUUGUGUCAGCUGGAGCGAUUAAUUCACCGCAACUUUUGAUGCUCUCUGGUAUUGGGCCAGAAGACGAACUAAACAAGCACGGCAUUGAAAUUAUUGCCGAUUUGCCAGUUGGAGAAAAUUAUCAGGACCAUCCAUUGUUCCCUGGAGUAUAUUACAGAACCAACGGGACAUGGUACAAUAAUACUCUGCUCGAGAAUUUAGAUUUAUGGAGAGACGACCAUCGGCCACUCGUUGUUGGAUUCGGGAUCCAAACAAUUAAUUACUUCAAUUCAGAAGGGAAUAACAGUAUAAUUCCGGAAGUAGAAAUUGUUGCCGUUGGCCCACCAGCGGCUUCCAAAUCAUCCGGAGUAUUCUUAGGUUACAAUGACACUUACGUGAAAACAUUAGAUUUUCUCGAUUCUACGACCGAUUUUUGCCUGAAUCUAUUAUUAUUGCAUCCUCAAAAUACCGGAAGGGUAACUUUGAAGUCAAGCAGUGCGAAAGACUAUCCAGUGAUUGAUUACGAUUAUUUUGGAAAUGAUGAUGAUGUGGAAAUUAUGUACAACGCAAUCCAAUAUGCCUUGAAACUGAAUGAAACCGAGGGUUUUAAACGUUUGGGAGCUUAUCAACUGUAUCCCUCGGUGCCAGAUUGUGAUCCUUACUAUGAUGCACUUUCCAAAGAUUGGUGGAUUUGUUCCAUAAGAUAUUCUUGCGCUGCGGGACUUCAUAUACUAGGAACUACCAGGUUUGGAGUGGACCCGGAAAAAUCUGUGGUAGAUCCCGACUUAAAAGUCCACGGUAUUGAAAACUUACGAGUGGUAGACGCAGGAGUCAUCCCGAGUGAAAUAUCUGGACACCUCAACGCAUUUGUUGCUAUGGUGGCUGAAAAAGCCGCGGAUAUUAUUAAAUCUGCACACCAAUAAGCAAAUAUGGGAUAAUACUGUAUUGGACGGGACUCAAAAAUGUGUUAUAUUAUUCAUAAUGUACAUAAUAUUGGUUUUGGAUUUGACAAUACUCUUGUAUUGUCGUAAAUAAAUAAAAAUCAAUAAAGCAAACGAUUUAAA
Messenger RNA from Dendroctonus ponderosae (mountain pine beetle), 2005 nucleotides. Its product is annotated as 4-pyridoxate dehydrogenase-like. The record is from RefSeq and is a predicted model, not a curated record. Lineage: Eukaryota; Metazoa; Arthropoda; Insecta; Coleoptera; Curculionidae. The transcript has 8 exons. Bases 5 to 1864 code for a protein of 619 amino acids. Gene Ontology annotation, molecular function: oxidoreductase activity, acting on CH-OH group of donors; flavin adenine dinucleotide binding.